AUGGAUGGUGAUCAAUGUCCAUGUGACGACGAUGCUGUGGUUAUCCUUGAUGAAGUGGUGGUGGAAAUACUGUCGUGGGUUCCGGUGAAGGCUCUGAUGCGAUUCAGGUGUGUUUCUAAAUCCUGGAAUUCUCUCAUUUUGGAUCCUACUUUCGUAAAACUGCACCUUCAAAGAUCUUCUAGGGACAGUCCAGCCCUAUUUACCUUAUCCAACUUGUUUUUGGAUAAACUGUGUUCCCUACACUGUUGCUCCAUAGAUGGUUUACUCGAGGACCCAUCAUCCACCAUUGAUGUCAAUGCUGAUGCUAAUGAUGAUAAUGGUGGCACUGGCAUCCCAGCCAACAUUAAAUAUAGCAUCAUUGGGGUCUGUAAUGGAUUGAUCUGUUUGAGAGAUAUGAGUCGUGGAUUUGAAGUAGCUCGUGUCCAAUUUUGGAACCCCGCCACAAGGCUUAUAUCCGUAACCUCGCCACCCAUACCACCAUUCUUUGGGUGUGCCAGGAUGGGGUUUGGCUAUGACGAAUCAAGUGACACUUAUAAGGUUGUGGCGAUAGUUGGGAAUAGGAAAUCGCGAAAAAUGGAGUUGAGAGUUCACUGCUUGGGAGACAAUUGUUGGAAAAGAAGGAUUGAAUGUGGGAAUGAUAUUCUUCCUAGCGAUACAUUUCAUGGUAAAGGACAAUUUUUGAGUGGCACUCUUAAUUGGGUUGCAAAUCUUGCCACACUUGAAUCAUAUGUAGUUUUUUCCUUCGACCUAAGGAACGAGACUUACAGAUAUUUGUUGCCGCCUGUUCGCGUCCGGUUUGGUUUGCCAGAAGUUAGGGUUUUGAGGGGUUGCCUCUGUUUUUCUCACAAUGAAGACGGAACACAUCUUGCUAUAUGGCAAAUGAAGAAGUUUGGAGUUCAAAAGUCUUGGACUCUAUUGAUUAAAGUUAGUUACAAGCAUUUUGAAUUCUGUCGCAGUUACUUUCCUCAUCCCUUGUGCAUGUCUGCAAACAAUGAUGUCCUGUUGCUGGGGAAUAAUUCUAAGUACCAACUUGUUCUGUGUAAUCUGAAAAACAACACUAUCAGCAACAUUGAACUUCCCCUCAGAGAAGUUUUCUUCAUCUCCUUUGAUUAUGUUCAAAGCUUGGUUUUGCCUUAUCGCAAUUGAUUUCCUCUGU
Glycine soja is the source of this 1156-nucleotide messenger RNA. RefSeq names its product F-box/kelch-repeat protein At3g23880-like. Bases 1 to 1146 code for a protein of 381 amino acids. The record is from RefSeq and is a predicted model, not a curated record. NCBI's taxonomy places the organism in Eukaryota, Viridiplantae, Streptophyta, Magnoliopsida, Fabales, Fabaceae. Gene Ontology annotation, molecular function: protein binding. The transcript has a single exon.